Messenger RNA from Colletotrichum scovillei, 1558 nucleotides. Its product is annotated as 14-3-3 family protein. Lineage: Eukaryota; Fungi; Ascomycota; Sordariomycetes; Glomerellales; Glomerellaceae. The record is from RefSeq and is a predicted model, not a curated record. The coding region runs from base 230 to 1051 and encodes 273 amino acids. Gene Ontology annotation, cellular component: cytoplasm. Gene Ontology annotation, biological process: signal transduction. The transcript is spliced from 5 exons.
UUUGAGAUUCCCCCCCUCUCCCAAAAUAAUUCGUCACACGUAAACACUCCCUCCGCCUUCCCUCCUUCUCCCACCGCACACCUUUUUCCACUCUUCAACAACAAAACAAAGCCGCGUCAACUUUCUCACCACUCCGUUGCACGCCUUUCGCAGUAUCCAUUCCCGCCUUCUCUAAUCUUCUACCAAACCACCUCAACCUAUCCUCAUCACCUCAAUCCACGAGUUCAACAUGUCUGGCGAUCGUGAAAGCAAGACCUUCCUCGCUCGCCUUUGCGAGCAGGCCGAGCGCUACGAUGAGAUGGUUGGCUACAUGAAGGAGGUCGCCAAGUUGGGCGGUGAGCUGAGCGUCGAUGAGCGCAACCUCCUCAGCGUUGCCUACAAGAACGUCGUCGGUACCCGCCGUGCCUCCUGGCGCAUCAUCUCCUCCAUUGAGCAGAAGGAGGAGAGCAAGGGCACCGACAAGCACGUCGGCACCAUCCGCGAGUACCGCACCAAGAUCGAGCUCGAGCUCGAGCAGGUCUGCCAGGAUGUCCUCGAUGUCCUCGACGACAGCCUUAUCCCCAACGCCCAGACCGGCGAGUCUAAGGUCUUCUACCACAAGAUGAAGGGUGACUACCACCGCUACCUCGCUGAGUUCGCCUCCGGCGAGAAGCGCAAGGGUGCCGCCACUGCUGCUCACGACGCCUACAAGAGCGCUACCGAUGUCGCUCAGACCGAGCUGACCCCCACUCACCCCAUCCGCCUUGGCCUGGCCCUCAACUUCUCCGUCUUCUACUACGAGAUCCUGAACUCGCCCGACCGUGCUUGCCACCUCGCCAAGCAGGCCUUCGACGAUGCUAUCGCCGAGCUCGACUCUCUCUCCGAGGAGUCUUACCGCGACAGCACCCUCAUCAUGCAGCUCCUGCGUGACAACCUCACUCUCUGGACCUCUUCCGACAGCGGCGACGCUGAGGGUGCUGCUGCCGGCACCACCGAGGCUGCUGAGGAGAAGAAGGAGGAGCCCAAGGCCGAGGAGCCCAAGGCCACCGAGGAGACCCCGGCUGCCUCCUAAAUUCUUGUCUUACCCUGAUACCACUCCAUCUCGGCUCGCGACGAGGCUGAGAUGGCUCGUCUGCUCGACCGUCGGUAUGCGCUAAAUGCGGACCUUCCGACGGCCCCAGUCUAGCCGCCAAAUCGGUGGCUAAUAUCGGUGACUCGCUCCGAGUCUCGCAGCAAAAGGGGAGGGGGUUUUGAGGAUUGGACGCGGAGAGAGGAACAAUGCGUGGCAUGAUUUCUAUUGGUGUCUUGGAUGUCCAACCAGGGUCUAGAACAGCUUCGUUUCUGUUCAGGGAUUCUACUUGGCAACUAACUACUGAUUCCCCCCUCUAUAUCCGCCUACGCUCAGAGUCUCUUCUUUUGUUCUCCUCGAUUCCUGCUUUUACCUCUGUGCUGGAUGGUUUUACGGCUGUCUCGUGUUCUCUUUUCGGUUUUCCUCAUAGUGGUCCUUCAGUUGUCGCGCGUCUUCUCACGGAGAGAAAGUCCUUUUACCCCCCCUCAAAUGCCCCCUGUCUAUUCAGUC